AUGAAGGAAGGACCAACAACAAAUCUCCAGGAGGUGCUCGCGAAGCUGAACGCGAAUGGUGGAGCAGGCGGACGUGGAAGUGGCGGAGGGAGUUCACACGCUGGGCCGAGCGCAGUCAAGCCGACUUUCAAUCUGGCCAAAACAGCAUCGGCGGGUCCAUCUCGUCCUCCCAGCUCCACGUCGCAAGCCAGUGCUGCCGCUCUCCGUCGCUCGACACCAAGCGUUGCUGGUAGCUCGCGCAGCGUCCCACUCAACCGCUCAACGCCAAAAGAGACGCUCGGUUCGGCCGCAUCGGGCUCGGCAGUCCUCACCCCAAAGUCACUCAAUGGCUCCCCAGUAUAUCGACCUGCCUUCGGCGGGAAAGAGAUCGGAUCGACCUCAAGACUCUCUGUCGCACCACCGAAGACUGCGAACAAGCUGGACUCUAUACCGAUUGAGCGGCUCAUGUCGAUGAUCAUAAAAAAUCAGGCGGAACAAUUGGAUCUGUCAAAGCAAAAGCAGAGCCUGGGUGAUGGGGAUGACUGGAUGGGCGAAGAUCCCGAGAUGAUUGACGCGAAAAUAGCGAUGCUUGAUCAACGGCUCAAGGAUCUUACCGCGGCCAUGAUGGCACGAUCAUCUGCUCCGAAGCCUGCAGAGCCGGCAUCAUCCGGAAGCACGGCCCGCUCCGUGUACUUUGCUCGGCAACAGCAGACUACUGGCCAAGAUCGUGCUCAAGCCUAUCCCACCCCAUCCACCUCGAACGGCUCAGACCGCACGCUCCCCACCAACCAACAGCGAGUGCCGCACCGGAGCGAUACCAGCGCGGGAGGAGGCGAUGUCAAGCCGAUAUACAGCCUUUUGUCGGAUGACGAGGAGGAAGUGCCGUUAGCGCAAAUACGUCGUCCAGGUCCGUCACGGCAGGGGGACGAGCCGCCUCAAAUGGAUGACUACGAUAUUGCGAUGGCGGAGCAAGAGGAGAUGGACAUGGCGAGGGAAAUGGAGGUGCCCGAAACGCCCCCAGCCCAUCGCGCAGCUAUAGCCGAGCUGGAGGAUAUCCCACCAGAACUCCUCUUCUCCUCGCCCCCUCCUGUACCUACCUCUCGGCCACACCAGCAGCAACAGCCUGUACGCGUCUCGGCAUCGGCGGCGCGAUCUACGCAAGCGGGACCUUCACGGCUCGGUGUCGUCGCUUCUCCAGCCUUCCAAGGUCCGGGCCCGUCCCAGCCCCGGCAGAGAGCGCCGCCGCGCGGAGAAGAGGUGGUAGCGGUCCAGCCGGAGAAGGUGUAUCCUUGGAGUAAGGAGAUCAAGCAGAGACUGGUGCAGACUUUCAGGCUCCCGGGUUUCAGGAAGCAUCAGAAGGAGGCGAUUGAUGCGAUCAUGAGCGGGAAGGAUGUCUUUGUCCUCAUGCCUACAGGUGGCGGCAAGUCACUGACAUACCAACUUCCCGCUGUCUGCUCCCUCGGUGCCACGCGCGGGGUCACCUUCGUCAUCUCCCCUCUGAUCUCCCUGAUCAACGACCAGACCCGUCAUCUCCUCAAGCUCGAUAUCGCCGCCCUCGCAUACACUGGCGACAUGACCCAGACGGACAAGAACGAGGCGCAUCAGUCCCUGUCGAAGCCGGAACCAUGGACCAAGGUGGUAUACGUCACGCCGGAGAUGAUGUCUGCCGGGACGAACAUCAAGGGGAUCAUUCGGGAUUUGGCGCGCCGGAAACGGCUGGCCCGGUUCGUGAUUGACGAGGCGCAUUGUGUGUCUCAGUGGGGUCAUGAUUUCCGGGCGGACUACCUGAAACUCGGGAAUCUGAGGAAAGAAUACCCCGAUAUCCCGAUUAUGGCUCUGACCGCUACCGCCCAAGUCAAAGUGCAGGAGGACAUCAUCCGCUCGCUCGGUAUUCAAGGCUGCAAAGUCUUCCAACAAUCGUUCAACCGGCCGAAUCUGUCGUACGAGGUCCGACCGAAAAAGAAGGACGUCUUGCAGGAUAUCGUCCGCGUCAUUCACGCGCAGCAGGUCGAUCGGAAACACGUCCCGGGAAUCAUCUAUUGCGGCAGUAGGGACAAGUGCGAGGUGCUGGCGAUGGAAUUGAGGGAUAAGCAUGGGUUGAGAGUGAACCAUUAUCAUGCGGGCAUGUCGAAGGGGGACAGGAGAAGAAUACAGGAGGGAUGGCAGGAGCAUGAGUUUGAGAUCAUCGUGGCCACGGUGGCGUUUGGGAUGGGGAUUGACAAGGCGGAUGUACGAUUCGUCAUCCAUCACUCAUUACCUCGCUCGCUCGAGGGCUACUAUCAAGAGACUGGUCGAGCCGGGCGAGAUGGCAAAUCGUCUACUUGUAUCCUGUACUACCACUUCAACGAUGGAAAGAGCAUGAUGAGCCUCAUCGACAAGGACCAGGUCUUGACUCCUGACCAAAAGGCCCGGCAAAAGGACAGCAUCAACGAGGUCCUCCGUUACUGCAAUAAUCGGACCGACUGCCGUCGUUCACAGGUCCUCGCGUUCUUCAACGAGUCGUUCGACCCCGCCGACUGCCACGAAGGGUGCGAUGUCUGCCUUUGCCGUGAUACCGCGGUGUAUGAGACCGAGGACGUCUCGGCCGAUGCCAUCACCGUACUCAAGAUGUUCCAAAAUCUUCAGCGGGAGGACCGGGUCACGAUCGUUACAGCGACGGAAGUUUGGCGGGGAUCCACCACCAAGACCACGCAGAAUUACCGGGACAACCCACACUUUGGUUCUGGGGCGGAAUGGGAGCGGCAGGACGCGGAGCGAUUGCUGCAGAGUAUGACGAUCGACAAGGUAUUGCAGGAAUUCACGGUGGUCAAUGGCGGCGGAUGGAGCAACUCUUACCUCUCGAUGGGCGAGAAUGCGCGAGAUGUUCUUAAGGGCAAACGCAAGAUCUCGAUGGAUUUCCGCGUCAAGUCCCCAGUCAAAGGCAAAGCCGCGCCGCUCCGCCGAACAAAAUCCGCCUCUGCUGCCGCUGCUCCCAAGCGCCAGCCGGGCCAGACCAACAUGGACGACUAUGCCAAGCCCACGCAACGCAUCAUCUCGAAUCCCCUCGCUCGAAAGCGGUCCCUCCAGCAGAUAGCGGCCGAGGAGGAGGCGUUCGAUAAGUCGGGUUGGGGGGACACGGACAAUGAGGAGGAUGAGGAUCGGCCGGAUUACCAGAAGGACACGGUGGAUCCGAUAGUGCUCAGUGGGGAUGAGGAGGAGCCGGUGCCGAAGAAGCGGAAGAGUGUGGGGGCGGCGAUGACAGCAGGAGAGGGGACUAGUGCGAAAGGGAAGGGGAAGGCGAAGGAGGUUCCGGAUAGGUCGGAGAAUAGGACGCCUGUGGAGAAGUGCUUGAACGCUUUGAACGAUGUGGUGCAGAAGGAGUAUGCGAAAAACACCCAUGCGCCCGUGCUUCCAGAGUAUGCUCUUGAAAUGCUGGCGACUACGAUGCCGACCAACAUGAACGACCUAGAAAAGACCGAAGGCGUCACCUCAGCCCACAUCAGACACUAUGGCCAAAAGAUUCUCGGAGCAACCAUCAAACACCUGAAGCUCGCGGAGAAGGCCAACGGGAUCACGCCUGGCGGUCAAGGGUCUCGACUGCCGCCCAGUAUGGCUCCUCGUCCACGCGCAUCGGCGGCAGCCAAGGCCAAAGACGACUCUGCUUCGCCCGCUAAGCCUGCCGCAGCCGCAGCCAAAUCUACGAAAGCGUCCGCCUCGUCCAGCUCGACCGCGGUGUCCAAAAAGACCGCCUCGCGACCCGCGCCCAAGCAGGUCGUCGCCAACAUCCAGUCGUUCGCGUACCAGCCCAAUGUCCAGGCGACGAGACCCCUCACGUCGUACCUCACCAAGGCGGGCGAUCAGAGCGGGGAGAAGCGGAUCACUCUCAACAAUGCGAAUAAGGGUGGCGCUGCCAGGCCGAAGUUCUGA
Dioszegia hungarica is the source of this 3885-nucleotide messenger RNA. RefSeq lists its product as uncharacterized. Bases 1 to 3885 code for a protein of 1294 amino acids. Gene Ontology annotation, cellular component: chromosome; RecQ family helicase-topoisomerase III complex; nucleus. The transcript has 14 exons. NCBI's taxonomy places the organism in Eukaryota, Fungi, Basidiomycota, Tremellomycetes, Tremellales, Bulleribasidiaceae. The record is from RefSeq and is a predicted model, not a curated record. Gene Ontology annotation, molecular function: ATP binding; four-way junction helicase activity; 3'-5' DNA helicase activity. Gene Ontology annotation, biological process: double-strand break repair via homologous recombination; DNA replication.